Molecule: messenger RNA, 1278 nt
Organism: Rhizophagus irregularis DAOM 181602=DAOM 197198
Lineage: Eukaryota; Fungi; Glomeromycota; Glomeromycetes; Glomerales; Glomeraceae
Source: RefSeq, a predicted model, not a curated record
UAAAUUCUAGAUAAAUUUUAUAUGAUUGACAUUCUCUCAAUUUUUCAUUUUACACUCUCACACUUUCAAUAAAAUUAUGGUUAUAAGUAAAGAGGAAUCUCUUGAUAACUUAAUGGUAAAAGUAGAACCUCCUAACACGGAUGUGUUUUAUGUUAAAGACAAUCUAAAAGAGAUCCUUUUAUAUUUUAAAAGAUGUGAAAUAGGUUCAUUUAAUAUACCUUUUAUUAAAGAAAAGAUUCAUGAAAUCAACAAACAAGGAUUAGAAUUUCAUUGUUGUUUACAACAAUCAAUUACGCAGAGUAAUAAACUUGAGUCUCAUGCCGAAAAUGUGAUGGCUUAUAUACAAAUUUUAGAGGACCCAAUCUUUGAUUCCAAUCGUAUUUUAGAUAUUUUAGAAACUCUUUUAGAAAAUGCUCGAAUGAAUAUGGAAGAAACUCAACAAAUUAAAAAUAAAUAUAGUGAUAUUAAGAGUAAAUUAAGUAAGAUUAACGAUGAAUUUUUUAUACGUAACUAUGAAGAUGAAAGAAAGAUACAAUCAUUACCAGAAAAAAAAGAAGAAUUAAAAGAAAUUGAUGAUGACAAGGAUAGCUGGGUAACAGCUAUCACUGGGAUCUGUUUUACGAUAGGAUUUAUCUUAUUAAUUUGUGGAUUAGUUUCAAAUGCACACAGAUUCGACAAAUCACUCGAACUAUUAGGGUCUGGGAUUGUUAUUAUGAUAAUUUCAAUGAUAAUUGAUUUAUGGUUUAAGAAAAGAAAUAAAAUCAGAAUUAGAAAAUUAAAGAAUGAAAUCAAAGAAUUAAAUGCUUUAAUAGAAUUGAAACGUUCAGAAAAAGGGACUGAUAUAGAGAAAUUGUGUAAGAAUCUUUUCUCUGUAAUAAUUCAAGUAGAAGCUUUCAGAACUUAUUGGGAAACUCAAUAUUAUAUACUAGAUGAUCUUAACAGAAACUUAAGAAGUGAAAGUCAUAAUUUAAAAAAGGAUUGUUCUAUUAAUCAAAGUAAAAAAGUUUUGGUAGGACCUAUUAAGAGUAGAUGGGAACAAGUGAAAGCUCAAUGUAAUAAUUAUACCAAAGCUGUACGCACUCUUAUUACAGAAAUUCAAAAAACUUAAAAAUGUGUGUAGUUGUAUUAUUUCCUGUUUAAUAUAUCUCGUUAAAGAUAAAAAUUGGAAUUUUUUAGUAAAUUUCCUUUCGCGAAUUUCAUGUUGCGAAUUAGUUACAUCUAAUAAAAAUUGGGAUUGAUCCUAUUGUAACACGUGAUUUUAUUUAUCGUAACCCCAAA